This is a messenger RNA of Monopterus albus (swamp eel), 683 nucleotides long. The record is from the annotation of a RefSeq genome assembly. Lineage: Eukaryota; Metazoa; Chordata; Actinopteri; Synbranchiformes; Synbranchidae.
AUGAUAGUAAACUCCUUUAGCCAAUUUGAGAGCCCUGUCUUCCUAACCAUCCCUUUAAUUCUACUCGCACUGAUCCUGCCCUGAGCUUUUUACCCCUCCCCCUCUCCACGAUGACUAAGCAAUCGCACCCUAACCCUUCAAAAUUGAUUUAUUGGUCGGUUCGCAAAACAACUUUUAGCCUCCUCAACCCCUAAAGUCCACCUAUGGGCAACUCUCUUAGUCUCUCUAAUACUUUAUAUUAUUUCCCUAAAUCUCUUAGGAAUACUUCCCUAUACCUUUACCCCUACAACACAACUAUCCAUAAAUAUAGGUCUCGCUGUCCCGCUAUGACUAGCUACUGUUCUAGUAGGGUUCCGAAACCAACCCACACUCAGCCUAGCCCACCUUCUUCCAGAAGGCACCCCUACACUACUAGUUCCAGUACUUAUUAUUAUCGAAACAAUCAGCUUACUAAUCCGCCCCUUCGCCCUAGGAGUACGGCUAACAGCCAACCUCACCGCCGGCCACCUAUUAAUUCAACUAAUUGCCACUGCCACCUUAGCAUUCAUAUCAAUUAUACCUGCCAUCGCCACACUUACAUCUAUUCUACUGCUCCUGCUAACCCUUUUAGAGAUUGCCGUCGCAAUAAUUCAAGCUUACGUCUUUGUCCUACUUCUAAGCCUUUACUUACAAGAAAAUUCCUA